Molecule: messenger RNA, 1254 nt
Organism: Phoenix dactylifera (date palm)
Lineage: Eukaryota; Viridiplantae; Streptophyta; Magnoliopsida; Arecales; Arecaceae
Source: RefSeq, a predicted model, not a curated record
AUGGCCAUGAUCGCAGAUGCCUUCGUCUCCAACUUGUGUAACACGCUAUUAACCUAUGGAAAGGAAGAGGCUGCCAAGAUCUUGGGUGUGCCUGAGGAAAUCAAGAAGUUCCAUAGGAGGCUGAAGAGGAUGCAUGCCGUUCUCGCUGAUGCAGAGAAUAGACGCUUCGACGAUGAGGCCAUCAACCUUUGGCUGAACGAGCUGCGAGAUCUCAUGUACGAUGCAGACGACAUCAUCGAUGAAUGCCGAAUCGAGGGGGAGAAGCUUCUCAACUCAAACUCAUCCUCAUCUCAUGAUGCUGAGUCGGUACGUUGUUGCUACCCUCCCAUUGCUUGCUUGCACAAAGUUGGAUUCCGUCAUGAGAUUGGCAAUAGAAUUAGAGAUCUUAACCUGAGGCUUGAUGAACUUACCAAGGACAAAGCUGACCUCCAUCUUACACCUGCUCCCCAUGAUGACCGUUGUAAGAGUAGAAUAAGCCGCAAGACAUCUCCUGUACUUGUUGAACCUGAUCUUGUGGGAGAGAAAAUUGAGGAUGAUACAAGGAGAUCCAUCAUACAUCAAGUUGGAGGUGAUCCUGGACAGGCCAAGGAGAAGGAAGUGCUUGAACCCAUGCUUAGCGAAUUACUCGGGAACAAAAAAUUCUUUGUAGUCUUGGAUGAUGUUUGGGAUGCACAAGUAUGGGAUAAGCUAUUGAGAAAUCCCUUGCAGAGUGGUUUGGCAGAUAGUAGAAUUUUGAUAACAACUAGAAAUAUAAACAUUGCUCAACAGAUGGGUGCCAUAUACACUCAUAUGGUGGAUAAGUUGUCUCGAGAGGAUGGUUGGUCAUUAAUUUGCAAGAUGGUGUUUGAGGAAGGCGAGGAAGGAGAUAUGCAUGAGUUAAGUGAUAUAGGAAUGAAAAUUGUAGAGAAAUGUGAUGGCCUUCCCCUUGCUCUUAGGACUACUGGGGGACUUCUUCGAACCAAGGUAAAAAGGCCAUUGGAAUGGGAAAAGGUCCUUUCUAGCUCAGCAUGGUCUUUUACUAAGCUUCCGGAUGGGGAGAUGGGUGCUUUGUACUUAAGCUAUCAGCAUUUACAACCUCCUCUCAAGCAGUGCUUCACUUGCCUUUCAUUAUUUCCCGAGGACAUCCUAAUUGUUAAAAAUCGGUUUGUCAGAAGUUGUAUUGCAGAGGGCUUUGUAACAUCCGAAGACAAUACACCCUUGGAAGAUGUGGCGGAAGGAUAUUGGGAGGAGUUGAUGCAAAGGAACCUCCUAUAG